AUUUAUGUGAAUUUGUGCAAUUUGUGUGACCAUGGCUGAGAAACAUUUUGAGAUGCUGAUUAUUUUGCUGGUAGCUGUUUUUGUUUUCAACGCAGAUGCACAAGAUACUAUAAGUGUGAAUGUGCGCGAACAAGUCACCCUGAGCUGUCCUCUCGAUCUGAGGGCUUGCGGCCGCCUUCACAGCGUCAAGUGGUACCGCGGCGCCGACGGCAGGAACCGCAUAGCGGUCUACAGCGACGAUCUCAAAGUCAAGAACACUGAGGGACCUCAACAAGAAAGGUUAAAUAUCGUUCACAAUACUGGUGGCGAUGUGACUGAAUUAAGAUUGUCGUCCACACAAAUUUCUGAUGAAGAUUUAUAUACUUGCGAAGGAACAUUUAUUGCACCAGAAGACAACUGUGAAAGUGUUACUACAAUCCAACUUAAUAUAUUAGUGGCACCAACAAAGGUGGUACUUGCUGACGAAAAUGGGGACACUUUGCCCCAUAAUAGUGCUUUGGGACCUCUACGAGAAGGUGCCCAAUUGCUUCUGUUUUGUGAAGCAUUUGAUGGUAGACCAGCUCCAAAAAUUACUUGGAGACAGGGCGAAAGAAAUCUGUUGAAUCUCCAGCACUUAAACGAAUGAGGACCGAAAGUGUCAUUUUAGAUUUACAAGUUCGUCCCACAAAAAUCAGUGUGACUGGUGUCCAACACCAUGUUGUCCAAGGCACCAGAGUCACCUUACAGUGCAUCGUCCAAGGAGCUAGACCUGCUGCCAAUGUUACUUGGUACAAUAACACCAGGCUGGUCGAUGAUAAUAUCAUCACAACCGGUACAACCGAAAAGGAUGAUGGCACUUUUGAAACUCUGAGUCAAAUGGUAUUCACUGGAACGAGAUAUGAAAAUGGCCAAAAUUUUCGAUGUGAAGCCGACAAUGUGGUGAUUCGAGAAGACAUUGAUAAACCCAUACAUGAUUCUAUAUUGCUGGAUGUACGAUAUCCACCUGUUGUAAAAGUAAGACCAUUAUCCAUAACUGUAAAUGAAACUGCAGAUAUUUUACUAUUUUGCGAAUACGAAUCCAACCCUGCUUCAUUGGACCAAGUUGUAUGGCUUCACAACGGAAAACCUAUAAAUAUGUCAAGUGGUCGAUAUGAUGGUGGUACAACAGAACAUCAGGCUCUUCAGAUUAAAAAUUCGUCCAGAACUGACAUAGGAACUUACGUAUGUGAACUUACAAAUAAUGUUGGAAAAGGAAAGGCGCCUCAGGAUGUACAAGUUGAUGUUUUAUUCCGGCCAGUGGUGUAUGUUCACCUGACGCCAGCGUCGCCGCUCAUCGAAGCCGACAACGCCACCGUGGAUCUGCAUUGCCGGGUGCGCGCCGGCAAUCCGAAUAAGUUGGAGAAAGUGGCGUGGUACUUGGAUGGAUUUUUGCUCCAGGAACUGUCCAGUUGCAAUGAUACAGUUAUUGAUGAAGAUGCGCAAUGUGUGAACCCAGAAAUCCUGCAACUCGUUGAGGUCAAACGCACCUUCCAUGGUAACUAUUCCUGUUCAGGGUUCACAACGGCUGGUUGGGGCGAAGUUAGUGCUCCAACAGAAUUACUGGUGUAUUAUGCUCCUGGAAGUGCAUCUAUUGCUUUGGCUUCACCACACGAUGUCCCUGUCAAAGGUCAAAGUGUGACCUUAACUUGCUCGUUGAAGGAUAAAGGGCGGCCAGUUACUACCAGAUUUCGAUGGUUACGAGGAAACCAGCUGAUCAACGAUGUAGUAACACCAAGUUGGACAAUCGACCCAGUAACUUUAGAUUCUCGCAGCAAUAUUUCUUGCUACGGCCACAAUGAAGGAGGAGAUGGACAGAUGGCUACCAUGUUCCUGAAUGUCCUUGCUCCACCAGCUUUUAUAGCAACUCUUUUGCCAUACAGUGGAGCUUUAUACAAUGCUCCUAGUUUUAGCCUGUCUUGUCGAGUGGAAUGUUAUCCAGCCUGCAAAAUCCAUUGGUUAAGAGAUGGAGAACAUAUUGAAUCUACUGAUGAGAAAUAUGCAGUUACCGAAUCCAGAAUGGGCGCACAUCCUGCUGCAGGACAUUUUGAGAGUGUCACUUCUACUCUGCAUUGGAACAUGACAGCCUGGCCAGAACAUCGUUUGGACCCGGAAACAGAUGGUGGUAACUACAGUUGUGUCAGUUCCAGAAACGAAGCUGGCGGGCCAGUUUCUUCUACCACUUUAGUGGCCAUCGAAUAUCCUCCACAAAAUGUACAAUUAAGUGAAACUAGAAUAUCUGUUAUUGAAGGACAAAUUCCAGCCAGAGUAGUCUGCAGCACCAAAUCCCAACCAGAGGCAUCAUAUGUAUGGAAGAGAAAUGAUGAAAUCGUAGCCAAAGGAAACAGUUUAAUCCUAAACAAUCCAGUGAAUCGAGGUGGAGAUGGCGAAUAUGUUUGUGAGGCCACAAACAAACAUGGUACUGCCACUGGAGCAACACAUUUAAAUGUUUUGUUUAAACCUGAAUGUGUCAUCACUCAAACCGAAGUGGAUGGAUCACCAGCAUUGGCUUGUACUGCUAUCUCAAAUCCAACUGAGGUGGAUUUCUCGUGGCAAAUGAAACUAGACAACGAGACAGUUCCCGCCUGGGACGCCUACUCCCGCGGGAUCGUAUCCCAUUUAAUCCUGGAUGACUCGAUCGAAAGUUUUCGCACUUACAUAUGUGUCGCCAACAAUAGUGUCGGUGUAGGAAUCGCCUGCGAGAGGGACGUUCUAGUCAAUGCUGAUAGAGUGCGAAGUGUAGCUUGGUGGAAACGAUGGGACAAGGAGACAAUAAUCAUAUUUGUAGCUGCAGUCAUUGGAUUAGUUUUGGCAGUUCUGAUAGUUUGCAUCCUUAUCAUUAUAAUUUGCAGAAGGAAGAGACAUAAUGAAAAAUAUCAUUCGACGAUUAACUACGAAGACAGGCAAAGUCCCGAAGGAUAUCCUGAUCCAAGUUCCGUAAACGUAACUUGCAUGACCGAUGAAUCACUACUAAGUCCUGGAUCACCAAACAUCAACGACACCAGCCGCCAAAGUCUACAGCCCCUAAAUUCACCAAAAAGUCCAGUAUCAACAGUUGCGCCCUUGGUCAUCCCAAGUUCGCCUCCGAGAUGGCCCUUAAGGCCAGGAGUGCUGGUCCACGUAAAACGCAAUUUCAGGGCAGAUAAUGCCGCCAAUAUAAUGCCAGGAGACGCCAAUCUAUCCAGAGAAGAUGACAGUAAUGUAAAUGAUGAUGAUAAAGAUAAAGUUGGAGAUUCCAAGCCACCAGUUGCUAGAGAUUUGAAUUUUGGGAAGAGAAAUGGUGGUAUGUUCUCGUCCUUUGUACAUGCUAUUAAAUGGACGCCUAGAAAAGAUGGAGAGGCGGAAAAUGAUGAAAACGCUAAUGAUUUGCCGGGAUUGGUUAGGCUGGAGAAUGAAGUUAUCAGCUUUAAGAAAGUUCAAUCUACUAACAAACCAACGACUGGAGUUGAUUCCGAUACGUAUAGGAAAAGAAAGAAACCUGGUCAAGCUCCCGACAAAUCGCUAGCUGCUAAUGCGGCUGACGAAGAGGACUCUCCAGGCUUAUACGAAAAUUUACCUUUCCACGGACUUCAAAGUGCACCCAAUAAGCUAUCCCGACCUAACAAAACCAUCUUACGCGUUCCUCCAACCCUUAAAUAUACCCCUCCUUCAUCAGCCACAACCCCAUCCUCGACAUCGACAAAAUCCUCAUCUGUAAAUCUUCACAAUGUAGCAAACGGAGGAACAACUAACCAUACGACAACCACAUCAGGUUACAACCUGAUACCAUUAUCCAGUUUUAGACCAAACCCAUUUUUAACCAGAGCACAGUCGAGUGCUGCCAGAUCUCAAGUGUACAGUGCCAGAACUUUGACAACGAAUCAUACUUUUGAUGAAAAGAAACACCAAAGUACAGGGUCUUUACCGAAAAACCACAAAUCUAGGAGGAAGAGUCACAGUUUCCAUUCCAUGAGAGCUAAAAACGCCAACAAGAGUAAGAGAACUAGUGUUGCCCUAUGUGAUGACCAGUACAGCACUGGUAAUGAACAGUACACUGAUGAGGAACGUUACCAAGAUCAUACCUAUGAAAAUUUGACAGACUCCAUACAAAUUUAUGAGACCAGUAACGAUAUUCCAAUGCCUGCACCGAGGUGUAAAUCUUCUAAUAGUUCGAGAUCAACAUUGGUGCCUCCGGAGACGAAGCACCAUUAUGCUAAUGUCUCUGCAAAUGUUUCCGGGUGCGAGGAUGAUGGUACGGAACCUCCGCCAAUACCGGAGUUGCCGUCGUUGGAGUUGUACAGCAAGCCGGAGAGCAUAGAUGAUUUUUUGUAUGACUAUAAGAUCCGCCACAACAACAACAAUCAUCUGGCCCAGUUAUCUCGGGAGUACCAACACACUUUGCUAUCAACGGCCCGACACCAACUUCACAGCGGUCACGACCGCGCACCAUCAAUACAAAACAAACGCUACAUCAGACAACCUCUGCAGAAGCACCACAGUUUCCAUUUCCAUACGGACGAUGAUGAAUUACCUUACUAUAGAACAGCUUCCCGAUCGAGGAGGAAACAUAAUUAUGACCGAAAUUUGGGCGAUGUGAGAAGGUUAAGGAAGAGCAACAGUGUUACCAAUGUUAGUGGGUGCGGGCCGUUGAUUUUUGUCCCUCAUACCCAACGGGUAAACGCCAGGACUCCUGCACAGGAUUACCCGACGCGUGGGUUCCAGAAAACCGAAGCGCUGCUGACGAACGAUGAUUAUUUUCAGAAUUUUUUAAAGUUAAGGAAAAUUAGCGAAGCUAGUAUGAAAUUGUAUAAUGAUACGAGUAGGAUAGUUUAUGCCGAUUUGGAAAAAAGUCCUGUUUGCCAGAGGGUUACUGCGAGUUCGGAUCCUGUAAGACAUUUGAGGAGGCAUCCGCCGACGCAUUAUGCCACGUUGCAUUUUAAUGAAGUCAAUGUGUGAGCGAAUGUGCUGUAAUAUUAAGCCUUUCCAGCCAGCUUGCAAUGAUUUAAUUUACGCCGAGGUGGAUGCCCAAUAUGGUCCAAUUCAUUACAAGGCAGCCUCAAUAUACGAGCAGUUGAAAAGAGCCAAGGCCCAAGAAAAAUAAUAAACCCG
Ctenocephalides felis (cat flea) is the source of this 5103-nucleotide messenger RNA. RefSeq lists its product as uncharacterized. Gene Ontology annotation, biological process: cell-cell adhesion. Gene Ontology annotation, molecular function: cell adhesion molecule binding. The record is from RefSeq and is a predicted model, not a curated record. NCBI's taxonomy places the organism in Eukaryota, Metazoa, Arthropoda, Insecta, Siphonaptera, Pulicidae. Gene Ontology annotation, cellular component: cell-cell junction.